AUGUCUUUUGAUGUAACUUGGAGUAUAGAAAAAUACAGAGAUGAUCAUGAAAGUGAAGAACAUUGGGAACUACGAAAAGCCUUUAUGGAGCGUUGGAAGCAUGAUUUUCCAGAAGAAAGACUGGUUUGUUUGGCUAGGGUCUUUGCGAACAUUGAGUUUAUGGGAUGUAGAUACCCAGUACAGCUUAUGCAAGAAGUUUCGAGGCUUUCAAAAGACGUAGCUAUAGAUUACAGGACAUUGAAAAAGAACAAAUUACAAAGAACAUUUGUAUCAGCAUCUACAGCUGCAGAAGACCGUGCUAAAGGAGUAAAAAGAGAAGGAGGAGUACUAAUAGAUAGUCCACCGCAUAAAACUAGUAAAAUUAAUUUUGUUCCACAAGGACAAAUUGAAUCCAAAGAAUCUGAAAUUGUUGAUGAUGACAUACAGAUAGUAAAUGAAACUGACACUAAUAAAUCAAAUUUACCUACAGACAAGAAAUGCUCAGAAAUAGUUGAUGUAAAUGACUAUUUAAAAGAAAUGGCAGAAGUUAAAUGUCUAAAUAUUACAAGAUUUAAUGAAGGAAUGUUUGAGACAGCUUUUGGUAAAAUGGUAUUAUUAAUAAGACCUUGGACGAACAAAAUCUCAAACAUUCAAGCAAGUUGUAGUGUAUGUCAUGUGCCAGUGCUUAGCAAAUAUGAAAAUAAUUGUUUUACAUUUUUUAUGAAUGGAAAGCUUGUGGCAAAAGCCACUGGUACAAGCAAAGCUGAAGCCAGAAGCAUUGUAGAGACAAUAGCUUGGAAUAAAUUGCGAGAGGAAGUUGUAACUGUCUUAGUUAAGGAACAAUGGAUAGCACACGGCGAGCGAAUCUCAUUGAGUGAUGUGGCUGGACGCAAACAAAGUGAAGCUAUCUUUGGCACACCCAUUUCAAACAGCAUUGCUACAAAAAUGAUGCAAAUGAUGGGAUGGAAGGGUGGUGGCUUAGGAGUGGAUGCGCAGGGUAUCGCUGAACCAAUUAAACCUAAUUUACAAAUGGUAAAUCGAGCUGGCCUGGGCAGUGAUACUACUGAUGUUGGGCAACUAAGGCGAGCUGCACAAGAGCUAAUGCGUCGAUACAUCGCGUCUGAUACAUUCGACCUUGAUUUAGUAUUUAGCAGUGACUUCAGUAAGGAAGAGCGUGCCAUCUUACAUCAGUGUGCUCAGAAAUUGGGAUUGGCGUCGAAAAGUUACGGAAACAAAGAUAUAGACAGAUUUUUGGUAGUGAGGAAGAAAUUGGACCCAUUCUCUCUGGUGCGGGCAGUGGUGCAGAAAGGUGGUGUUACUCCAAAAUAUCAAGUAUAUUUACCGAUUGGUCUUGAUAGACGAAGACGAAGAUGA
Molecule: messenger RNA, 1353 nt
Organism: Parnassius mnemosyne (clouded apollo)
Lineage: Eukaryota; Metazoa; Arthropoda; Insecta; Lepidoptera; Papilionidae
Source: the annotation of a GenBank genome assembly